Molecule: messenger RNA, 2527 nt
Organism: Armigeres subalbatus
Lineage: Eukaryota; Metazoa; Arthropoda; Insecta; Diptera; Culicidae
Exons: 2
Coding region: 160-1827 (555 amino acids)
Molecular function (GO): protein binding
Source: RefSeq, a predicted model, not a curated record
UACAUACAGAGUUUCGUCCAUUCGAUAAAAACCAAUACCGUGGAUUAACCUUCGACCACGUGCAAAUCCGUCAGUCGCAAUCAGUCAUCGUCGUCAGCUUGUCUGGUCGCUGCGUCGUCCGUCAUUGUUUCCGUGAUUGGAUUGAACCGGAGGAGAACCAUGGCCUGGGACGGUCUGCCGCUGGAGCUCUACGAGCGUAUCUUCCGGAGCCUGAACUUUUCCGAGCGGAAACCACUAUCGCUGGUCUGCCGCCGGUGGAAUCAGGCCGUAUUUUCCCGCUCGCUGUGUCGCAGUUUGUGUAUCGAACUUAGCCGGGGAGAGUGGGACCCGAGCGAAGGGAAGGAGCGAGUGGUUCUGGUGGAUGACGCAGUGAUUGAAGCUAGCGAGCGGGACUAUCGUGUGGUUUAUGUUAAAUGGUGUCGGGAUUCGAGUGCGGAGGUGUUGACUUCAAUUAAUCGGUUGCUAGCAGAGCUGGACGCGAAAUGUUUGCUGGAAGGACUGAUCAUUGAUGCACCCCUCGGUCCAACAUUGUGCGAUUUUAUUCAAACGCAUGGAGAAUUGUUUGCGCGUAUUCAGAAGCUACAAGUUUCCACCGAAAAGAAAGAUAGAGAAUCUAUUGCUGGUCAACUUACAUUGAAGAUGGACCAAUUAGAGACGCUAUACUGGAGAGAAAUCGCACCAAACGGACAUCAACGCCACAAGGAACCAAUUUUCGUGUUAAAUGCUCCCAAAUUGCACUCUGCGGUGGUAAAAUUUGGCGAUUCCGAUUCCGAACGAAGAAUUGCAUGGCAUAAUAGUUUUAUGGAACUUGAUCAAUGUUCAAGCUUGAAAACAUUAAAAGUUCAUCUUCAUCCGCGAAUGUGGACUCGUUUCUUCAAGCAGAGAUUGGAUGCAUUGGAAGACAUAACACUUUUCAUAAGAUGGAGGAAGAACUGCCUCGACUGGGAUGGAAUGUUUGCCAAUAUGCCAAAUCUUAAGUCGAUUCAGAUGAGAAGAGUCAAUGACUUAAUUCUUCGUGCGAUCAAUCGCCAUUGUCCUCAGCUACGUAUACUCUUAUUGGAUAAUGUAGAUCUAACUGGAAGGUUUUUAUCCGCGGAUAGAACUUUCCCUCAGUUGGAACAUUUCCGAUUGGAAACCGCUGAAAUCCAAUCGGACAAGACUCUGUACCUUCCCAACCUGAAGCAUCUCGAAUGGUUUAAUGUCAAAAACCAGAGUGAUCAAUCGUUAACCCUGGCCGCUCCCAUGCUACGCACUCUUCGUCAGUCCAGGGAUGAGGCAUCCGAUUUCAUUCUAACCAGUAAAUCGCCACUGGAGAAACUUCAGCUCGACCUUCACGAAUCGGACAUACCAGAGCACUUCUUCCAGCCAUUCCCCAAUAUGCGAGAACUGAGCAUACGCGUUAGCUCCGGUCGCCCAGAGUUGAACCGGAUGAUUCCAUAUUUUCGGAACAUCACCGAGUUUGUGUUGAUUGCGUACAAUGCUCCACUACAGUGUGAUCAGAUGCUGACUGGAAUGUUCAAAAACUGCAACAAUAUUUCUGCGAUGACCUUGUGUGGAUUCAAUCCGAACCUAGAGCUGUCUUUCCCGGUCUUUGCUCAAAUAUUCAGCAGCCGAAAUUUGAAGGUACUUAAAAUGUACGGGUUGAAUGUAACCGGGAACUCGUUUCCGCUGCUGAUCCUGCCGGGAUUGAAAAACUUUGAGCUACGCCAAGUCAAAGUAAUGGAUGUUGCAUUUGGAGCGUAUGUUUUUCCACCCGAUGAAUCGCAUCGAGUAGUUUGUCGUCAAAGUGACGACUGUUGCAGUUACUCCUCCAAGGAUUGUGAUUGAUGAACACGAACGCUUCACCACAUGCCGAUUUUAAGUCAUAAAUUCCAUAUUCGUUUUAAAAGUGAAGAAUUUCAAUUCUUCUCAUUAAGCUUGAGUCAUUGUAGAAAGACAUUUUUCACAAAAAUGCAAGCUUCUUUUUAAUUGUUUGCCCCAAUUGUGAUAACUACCAAAAGUAACAUACACAAAGUCAUUAAAAAUGAGAAUAGAAGAAGGAUAUUUUAAGAACUAAUUAGGCAUUCAUAUCAUUGUAAAACAUUGAUUUUUCAAACUUGCAACUUAGACACGUUUUAAAAACAAUCUUUUAAAGAAGCGAAGCAGUGUUUUACCAACAUACCUAGUUGAAUCAUUGGUCGUAAAAACAUACUCCCCAAUAAAAAAUUGAACGAGAUGCUAUCUAUAAAUAUUAAAAGUUUUGACAUAAAUAGUACAGUGGUAUAUUGUUUCAGAAAUGUGCUACCUCAUGUAAAUACCACGAUCACUGCCUGAUCACAGAUAUUCACAAAACAAUAAAAUGUGCAUUAGCUAGUCUCAGCCUCGAACCAGAUCCAAUACCUACAAUUAAGUGAGAAUUGAUAGAAGUUUGGUAGUGUUGUCUUUAAGGACAAGUAAAUAUUUAGAAAUAUGUAAAUUAGUUUAAGCAAGGCUGUGGUCUUCACAAUCGAUUGAAUGUGCAUUCAAAUCAAGGGAAAUAAAAGUCAAA